Molecule: messenger RNA, 564 nt
Organism: Penicillium subrubescens
Lineage: Eukaryota; Fungi; Ascomycota; Eurotiomycetes; Eurotiales; Aspergillaceae
Exons: 1
Coding region: 1-564 (187 amino acids)
Source: RefSeq, a predicted model, not a curated record
AUGUCUUCAUCUGACGCGUAUCCUGUCUUUCCCCCUCCAACACCUGAAGAACUACUCGCUCAACCUAAUUUCUAUCGCGAACGCCUCUUUCGAACCCCCAAAGGCAGGGAAGAAGAUACGCCCCUAUUCUCGCUCUGCCGACUCUACGAGCACCUGACUUUGAACGAUAAUGUUGGUCUGCGAAAUGAACUAGAAUAUUUCUGGUACGCGAAAUGGCCAGUUGCCUCCAUCCCUAACCCCAAGGAUUCGUCCAAAUCUCGCUACGCGGUGCUGUCUGCCAUUCCGGCACUGCUAGUCGAGUCAUUCAACGAGCGCAUUAACCUGGGUUUGCCACGCAAGGCAGACAGCAUCAUCACCCGCGAAGAAUUAGAGCAGUACCAAAGAGAGGAGAAGAUCUUGGAGUCUGCCCCAGCAUGGACGAGCCAGGUACCGCGGCUAGAAGAGACCCUGGUGAUUCCACAUGAUAAUGAUGAGGUUCUCGAGUCACUCGAAGAUGAACGAGCUAGUGCUCAGCUGGCAGCAAAGAACAUUCUGCAUUGGCAACCACAUAUUCAUUUUAAUUGA